CAGAUAUUCACCAGGACCUAAACUCUGAGACAUCACAUACUCCGUUAAAAACACUUACCACAACAUCCUCACUUCCAGAACUUGAAAAAUGUUUAUCUUCUAGUAAUGAAAUAACUUCAAAUCAGUGUACGCAUAGUUGUUUGAUUUCUAAAAAUGAAAAUGCAGUUAUGGAGAUAUCCCAAAAAAUUAAAAAAUUCCCUCAACUAGUAGCAAAAGUUCAAAGGUUAAGACCCGAGGUGAGAAAUAGUGAGCUUUCUACUGGAAAUUAUUGCCAUCAUUUGGUUGAUCCAAAGCUAACAGAAUAUAAUUUUGUCACAUACGAGCCUAGAAUCUCACAGAUUUCAAGAUUAUUAAAUUCGGGUAACAGCUCAUAUGAAUGUAGCACAACCGCAGAACCCACCAGUACUUACUUCUUAGAUAAAUGUCAGUCAGUUCAAGGUGAUGCUGUAAGUAAUGGCAUCCACAGCGCUGCAUCCAUCAGCCCUCUUCAUGCAGCUACACAAAGUCUAAUUACCGGUAUCACAGUUGUGAAAGAAUCACAUUGUCAGAAUACUGAUACAGUAACUCAUUUGCCUAAGGAAUGGGAUAAAGUUGCUGAUCAGGAGGAUGAUUCUGAACACAGUGACUCACAGUGUAGCUCUGAAGAAAUAAACAAUGUUUGCUGUGCCGCC
Molecule: messenger RNA, 671 nt
Organism: Lymnaea stagnalis (great pond snail)
Lineage: Eukaryota; Metazoa; Mollusca; Gastropoda; Lymnaeidae
Source: the annotation of a GenBank genome assembly